Messenger RNA from Dromiciops gliroides (monito del monte), 2155 nucleotides. It is a transcript of the gene HES6, whose product is annotated as hes family bHLH transcription factor 6. Lineage: Eukaryota; Metazoa; Chordata; Mammalia; Microbiotheria; Microbiotheriidae. Gene Ontology annotation, cellular component: nucleus. The coding region runs from base 131 to 805 and encodes 224 amino acids. The record is from RefSeq and is a predicted model, not a curated record. Gene Ontology annotation, biological process: regulation of transcription by RNA polymerase II; regulation of neurogenesis; anterior/posterior pattern specification. Gene Ontology annotation, molecular function: DNA-binding transcription factor activity, RNA polymerase II-specific; protein dimerization activity; RNA polymerase II cis-regulatory region sequence-specific DNA binding. The transcript has 4 exons.
CCCAUCCCCUCUGCCCCAGGCGCCCGCGAGCAGAGCUGGGCUCUCUCCACAAAAGCCUCCUGGGCUCGGGCAGGGUUCCGGUAGUUCGGUUCCUUCUCUCUUCGCCCCGUCGUCUCGCCCGCCGCCAGUCAUGGCCCCGUCUUUCCGGCCCAGCCGAAGCCGCUCCGGGCGGGAGGAGGAGGACUUCUGGGAGGCGAAGGGAGACCGAAAGGCCAGGAAGCCGCUGGUAGAGAAGAAGCGGAGAGCCCGGAUAAACGAGAGCCUGCAGGAGCUGCGCUUGAUCCUGGCUGACGCCGAGUUUCAGAUGAAGAUGGAGAACGCAGAGGUGCUAGAGCUCACGGUGAAGCGAGUGCAAGGCGUCCUACAGAGCCGCUCCCUGGAAUCGGACAAACUCCAUCGGGAGGCCAGUGAACGCUUUGCGGCCGGCUACAUCCAGUGCAUGCACGAGGUCCACACCUUCGUCUCCACUUGCCCGGGCAUUGAUGCUGCCAUCGCCGCCGAGCUCCUCAACCACCUGCUGGAGUCCAUGCCCCUGAAUGAAGGUGCCAGCUUCCAAGCCCUGCUUGGAGAUGUUCUGGGGGAGGCUGCAGCAGCCGGACCUGGGGGCAGCCUGUGGCCUGGGGGAGACGGUCUGGCCUCCCCCGGGGGCCCCUUGUCCCCCAGUGAGGACAUUUGCUCUGACCUAGAAGAGACCUCAGAGGUAGAACUGAACCAGGUGGCCCAGGAAGGGCUGGACGCUGCCCUCUGCGUCCCCAGCGGCCUGGCCUCCUCUGCUGUUUCCAAGUGCAUGUGGAGACCUUGGUGAUAAGCUGAGGGAGGGAGCUCUCCGAGCUACCUCUUGGGUGCAAGGGGGAGGGGAUGCAUUUGGCUGUCUCCCCUUCCCUCUUCUCUCCCUCCCACUCCUCCUCCUUCCUUUCCCUGGCCUCCUGCUAUGUUCUGGGCUGGACACAUUGGCCGGAUCCUAGAUAUGUGUGUCUGUCUGUCUAGUGUGUGCAAUUGCAGGCACCUACAGAGAUCCAGGGCCAGAGGGCUGACAGGUCCAUGCAGUUGAACUUCCCUUAUGCCUUUUGUGUGUUGGGGGUGGGGGGGGGAGGAUUUCAUUUUGUAUAUUUUUCUUUAGCUUUUUUUGGUUCCAGCUUUUUAUUGUGGGGUGGGGAAUGGGGCACCUACUAGUAGCAGGCCAGGAAAGGGCCCAGUUUAAAGUUAGUUCCCCACCACCCCAAAGCCAAGGUCUGGGAAUCAGCUACCGUUUUCUGCUUUUGACAGGGCAGUGGGCAAGGGAAUAUGGUCUGGGGUGGCUAGGGAAACUUAGGAACCUGUGAACUGACUUAACAUUACACAUCACCCAAGUGUCCUAGAGAAAGAAGCACACACAAUCCCAGCCAGGGCUUGGUAUUUACCUACUAGUCACUCAUUUAGUCAUUCAACAAACAGUGCUGAGUUGAGGGAAGGAGAGAGUAAUGGCAAAGGCCCUGCCCUCCAGGCACUUACAUUCUAAUGAUGGAUAGGGUGCUCUGCUCUUUUUUCCUGCCAUUAGUGAAGGGGAAGGCUAGAGAAAGCAGAGAAGGAAAGAAGAGAUGCACAAUUCGGCCACAACCCACCCCCACCCCCUCCUCUGGGCAGGGGGCCUGGUGAGAAAAGAGCCUUCAGAGUGGUUUGCACUAGGCAGACUUUGAAAUCAUAUAUCUUAAGGUACUACCACCUUCAAAAUUUUUCUUUUAAUAAAAAAAUGGAACUUAGGGAGCAUGGAUGGUCCAUUUAAGAAGUUCCUGAAUUCAUUAUUGGAUGUGUCUUUUAUUGAGGAAACUGAGAGACUCAGCACUUAUUUCCUACACAGGUGUGGCUGUUGUGUGUUGGACCCAAGUGUUCUCUUUUUGAAAUUUUAAUGCUCAGAGAUAGGUCAGAGAAAACUGCAUUGCUGGAGAUUGAGCCUUGGGAGGAGGUGCUCAAAGGGCCUCAAAUUGUAAAUAGAAUUCCCUUGACCUCACUUAGGAAAAGGGUCCAGUACUUCCAACUUUGUUUUGGGAUUCCCAGGAAGUCCCAGCCUCUGCCUUGAAACAUACUGCAUUCCGUGUCUAUCUCUACCGCUCAUCCCAAGAUACUAUAGGGGCCCAGAGAGACUCUGUGUGUGUGUGUGUGUGUGUGUGUGUGUGUG